CCUGGCUUGGGGGGGGUUAUGAUCCGCUGAUGUAUAUACACAUACAUAUAUAUUAUCGCGUUUUUUUUCUGUGUAUGUUUGCUUUGGGAUUUGGAAAUCAUGCGGAAUCGCGGCCCGUCCUCACCGUGAUACAGUUUCAAUCGUUUAAAAGUUUCGUUUCCACAAAAGAACAAAAUAUAUGUAAAAAUUUAAAUUAGAUAAAAAAAAAAGACUAGAAGAAAAAUGGGUUCCCUCUUCGAGAACUACGAGCAGCAGUACGCAGUGCUCACUGCUGAUAUAACGGCGCAAAUCGGUCUGCUGAGGGCAUCGACUACAAAAGACAGGAGACAGCUGAUCUCCGAUAUAGAGAAGCAUGUGGAGGAAGCACAGGAAUUGUUGGAGCAGAUGGACCUGGAGGUGAGGGAAAUCGAGGCGGCGAAGAAGCAGCGAUGUCGAAACAAAUUGGAAUGCUACAGGACGGAACUCAAGAGACUGACCUUGGAGUACAUCAAGGCGAGAUCCUUCAAGCAGGUCGGAUACGAAUCGGCGGAGGACGUCAACGAUUUUCGCAUCGGAUCCGAUCAGAAGCAACGACUGCUGGAUAACUCGGAGCGAGUGGAGCGGACGGGCAGGAAACUGGACGACGGUUACAGGAUCGUCCUGGAGACGCAGGAGAUUGGGUCGCAGGUGUUGCAGAAUCUGCACGAGCAGCGCGAAACGAUCCAGAGGUCGAGGAACAGGCUAAGGGAGACCGGAGAGGAUUUGGGCCAAUCAUCGAGGCUGAUGAACUCGAUGCUGAUGCGUGCGAUCCAACGAAAGAUCGUCCUGUACACGGUGGGCGUGUGCUUCGUCGUGGCGAUCGUGAUUGGUCUCUACUUGGGUUUCAACAAAUCGAACUAGGCCGGCCACCCAUCAUCCAUCCAUUUGUUUCAACUGGAGAAAAAAAGAAAUGGAUCAAAAAAAGAAGAUUUCAAAAGGAACCGUACAAAUUAGUGAUUAGAUUUUUUUACGUGAUUCGGAAACCGUACUUUUUCGGGAAAAACCAACGCAGCUACGCCGAGUUCUCUCCUUUCUUUCCCUUCACCUCUCACUCGUUUCGGAUAAUUUUUAAUUUAUAUACGCGUAAGGUUAAUUGCUUUUUGCUUCGUUUCGUUACUUGCGACAUGCAUACGUACUACGGCUAGGUUUUAAGUGUAUCACAUUCCGCAGUUGUUCUUUACGUUUUCGUCAUCAUCAACACGAACCGAUGAGGGAGUACUUAAGUCACUUAGUCGAUUCAGUUUUGUUUUCAAUCGGGCAUCGGAUUCGUUUUCUCUCCUCUCUCCUCUCGAAGACUUCGUUCGUUUCUUUAAAUUUCGCAAUAAGUGUACGUCAUAGUCACCACACAUACCGUAGUAUUAUUUAUUUAGAACUGAUUUAUUAUAUUUAUUGAUUAUAUCGUUGUUAUUUUAAUAUUAAGAAAU
Messenger RNA from Nicrophorus vespilloides, 1442 nucleotides. RefSeq names its product vesicle transport through interaction with t-SNAREs homolog 1A (gene Vti1a). Gene Ontology annotation, molecular function: SNAP receptor activity; SNARE binding. Gene Ontology annotation, cellular component: ER to Golgi transport vesicle membrane; SNARE complex; Golgi apparatus. Lineage: Eukaryota; Metazoa; Arthropoda; Insecta; Coleoptera; Silphidae. Gene Ontology annotation, biological process: retrograde transport, endosome to Golgi; macroautophagy; Golgi to vacuole transport. The transcript is spliced from 4 exons. Bases 223 to 879 code for a protein of 218 amino acids. The record is from RefSeq and is a predicted model, not a curated record.